AUGGCCUCCUUCUCCUCCGCCACCAGAGUUACGACAUUCACCUCAACUACUGAUUACUGCUCUCGUAAGGCCCACAGAGCCUUACAACAUGUGGGCCCUGUUCAGAACAUUUCCGCCCUUUUCAGGACUCUAAGCACCACUGGCAUCGCCAUCACUCCACGUUCUUCAUCCUCUCUUCUGGCUGCUGCAAUGACCACUGAGGCUUCUGCAAAGGUUAUUGAUGGAAAAUCAGUUGCCAAAGAAAUUAGAGAUGAAAUAGAUUUUGAAAUAUCAAGGAUGAAGGACUCUAUAGGUGUUGUUCCUGGAUUGGCAGUCAUUCUUGUUGGGGAUAGGAAGGAUUCUGCAACUUAUGUUCGCAACAAGAAGAAAUCAUGUGAAUCUGUUGGGAUCAAUUCAUAUGAAGUGCGUUUGUCUGAAGAUUCCUCUGAACAACAUGUGCUUGAGCAUAUCUCACGCUUCAAUGAUGAUCCGUCCGUACAUGGCAUCCUCGUCCAGUUACCUCUACCUCCUCAUAUGAAUGAACAGAAUGUCUUGAAUGCUGUUUGUAUUGAAAAAGAUGUUGAUGGAUUCCACCCACUGAAUAUUGGUCGUCUGGCCAUGAGAGAUAGAGAACCAUUAUUUGUUCCAUGUACACCAAAAGGAUGCAUAGAGUUGUUGCACAGAUACGGUGUUGAUAUCAAGGGAAAGAGGGCUGUCGUUAUUGGAAGGAGUAAUAUUGUUGGAAUGCCUGCUGCCCUGCUGUUGCAAAGGGAAGAUGCUACAGUCAGUAUUGUCCAUUCAAGAACAAAGAAUCCCGAGACGAUCACGAGAGAAGCAGAUAUAAUUAUUUCAGCAGUGGGCCAGCCAAACAUGGUGAAGGGUAGCUGGAUUAAGCCCGGCUCUGUAGUUAUUGAUGUUGGUAUUAAUCCUGUCGAGGAUGCUAAAAGCCCUCGAGGCUAUCGACUAGUUGGAGAUGUUUGUUAUGCGGAGGCAAGCAAGAUUGCUUCAGCCAUCACCCCUGUUCCCGGAGGAGUGGGGCCCAUGACAAUAGCCAUGCUUCUUUCAAAUACUCUGAUCUCAGCAAAGAGGGUUAACAAUUUCAUGUAG
This is a messenger RNA of Fraxinus pennsylvanica, 1086 nucleotides long. The record is from the annotation of a GenBank genome assembly. Lineage: Eukaryota; Viridiplantae; Streptophyta; Magnoliopsida; Lamiales; Oleaceae.